AUGAACCCCUACGACCUCCGCUUCGCCGACCCCUCAUCCUACCACGACAGGCGCACCGACCUGGCCGUGGCUCCUACGUUCGCUCCGCCGGCUCCCGUGGCUGCGGUGAACCCGAACCCUUACGCCACCGCCUACCCGCCCGUGCCCGUGCCCGUGCCCGCGGCCCCCGCGGGCGGCGACUACCAGCGCUACGGGCAGGGCGGCAGAGGCCGUGGUGGAGGCGGCAGAGGAGGUGGAGGCGGCUAUGGAGGUGGCGGUGUGUAUGGAGGUGGCGGUGGUGGGUAUGGAGGUGGCGGCAGAGGAGGAGGUCGCGGGAGGGACGGGCUUGACUCGCUCGCCCUCCCUAAGCCGGACUUCCGGAGCCUGAUACCGUUCGAGAAGAACUUCUACGUGGAGUGUCCCUCCGUCCAGGCUAUGUCGGAGGCGGAUGUGGCGCAGUACCGCCGCCUCCGGGAUAUCACCGUAGAGGGCCGGGAUGUGCCCAAGCCGGUCCGAUACUUCCAGGAAGCCAACUUCCCAGAUUACUGCAUGCAAGCCAUUGCCAAAUCUGGAUUUGUGGAGCCAACUCCUAUUCAAUCUCAAGGUUGGCCUAUGGCUUUGAAGGGUAGGGACCUGAUUGGUAUCGCUCAAACAGGCUCAGGGAAAACAUUAUCUUAUCUGCUACCUGGGUUGGUUCAUGUUGGUGCCCAGCCUCGGCUAGAACAAGGCGAUGGCCCAAUUGUAUUAAUCCUCGCCCCCACAAGAGAACUGGCUGUUCAAAUACAGGAAGAAUCUACAAAAUUUGGAUCAUAUUCAAGAACUAGAAGCACAUGUGUCUAUGGUGGUGCACCUAAGGGUCCACAAAUACGUGACCUUAGAAGAGGAGUUGAAAUUGUCAUUGCAACUCCUGGUCGGUUGAUUGAUAUGCUGGAAGCCGGCCACACGAACCUACGUAGAGUGACAUACCUUGUGCUGGAUGAGGCAGACCGGAUGCUAGAUAUGGGAUUUGAGCCCCAAAUUCGAAAAAUAGUUGCACAGAUCCGCCCAGAUAGGCAAACCUUGUACUGGAGUGCCACUUGGCCUAAAGAAGUUGAAGCCUUAGCAAGACAGUUUCUGCAAAAUCCUUACAAGGUAAUCAUAGGAUCACCUGAACUUAAAGCUAAUCAUUCCAUACAACAAAUUGUUGAAGUUAUUUCAGAUCAUGAGAAGUAUCCAAGACUCAGUAAGCUCUUGUCUGAUCUAAUGGAUGGGAGCCGUAUCUUGAUAUUCUUCCAAACAAAAAAGGACUGCGAUAAGAUCACACGGCAACUUAGAAUGGAUGGGUGGCCAGCAUUAUCUAUACAUGGUGAUAAAGCUCAAGCUGAACGGGACUAUGUUCUUGCAGGGUUUAAGAGUGGCAAGAGUCCCAUAAUGGCUGCCACAGAUGUGGCAGCACGUGGUCUUGAUGUGAAGGACAUAAAGUGUGUGAUAAAUUAUGAUUUUCCAACAACUCUUGAAGAUUAUAUUCACAGGAUAGGUCGAACUGGCCGUGCUGGUGCUAGCGGAACUGCAUUUACUUUUUUCACACAUGCAAAUGCUAAGUUCUCAAGGAAUCUAGUGAAGAUUCUGCGGGAAGCUGGCCAAGUUGUGAAUCCUGCACUCGAGUCCAUGUCCAAGUCAUCAAACUCAGGGGGAGGAGGCAAUUUCCGGUAUAGAGGCAGAGGUGGGUUUGGUAACCGGGGUCAUAUGUCUGGAUCAAAUACCUUUACUUUAGGUGGAAGAAGGCCAUAUUGA
This is a messenger RNA of Miscanthus lutarioriparius, 1752 nucleotides long. Lineage: Eukaryota; Viridiplantae; Streptophyta; Magnoliopsida; Poales; Poaceae. The record is from the annotation of a GenBank genome assembly.